AUGGCAAUUGAUUCAGUAAAAAAAUAGAAACUCUGUCACAAUAAUCACAAUAGAUUCAUAGAUUUUAAGAUGUGCAAGAACAUGAAUAUGAUAAUAGAGUAGAUUUGCUUUAGCCUAAGAAACAUUGGUUUGCUUGUACUUUAAGAAUACAGCAAGGAUCUAGCCUCAAUUGGAAUAGUAUAAGAUUCUGGGAAUCUAUGUGAUCCAUAUAUAUUAUCUGAAGGAGAAUAGAAAACUUUUAUAGAGAAUUUUAAAUGCUACAAAAGAAUACUUCUUUAGUUUACAAAAGUUGCAGUUGAGUACUAUUGCUAACUAAACAAUUUCUUUGAAAGAAAACCCAUUGCAGACAGUCAAAUGUAGCUAAUAUUGCUGCAUUUGAUGGUAGCUAGAUUUAGAACUAUUGAAUUAUUAGGACUCCUCUAAACUGAUAUUAUUUUGAAAGUGAAAUCAGAAACUACCAAUGACAUAGAAGAUGAAAAAAUGUAGAAAAAGAAGAUAAUAGAGACAGAGCAAAAUUAUUUUAAGAAAAGAGAGGAAAUAGCAAAAUUAAAUGCUCUUGAAUAGCAAGUACAAAAUAUAAAUCCUUUAGAUAAAUAAUCAAGAUUAGGUCCUUAGGAUGAUAAUAGUAAUGACUAAUAAUCUUCUCUGCCCAAGAUAUCUGAAUAUAAAAAUUAGGUUAAUAUAAAGGAUAGAUUUUCUAACUGUAUUUUUACAACUAAACAUUUUGCCAAGAGAAAUAUUGAUAUUCAGAGAUGUUCAUAGAAACAAUAUGAUACUAAACUCCUAUAAAAUUGA
Stylonychia lemnae is the source of this 795-nucleotide messenger RNA. The record is from the annotation of a GenBank genome assembly. Lineage: Eukaryota; Ciliophora; Spirotrichea; Sporadotrichida; Oxytrichidae.